Xyrauchen texanus (razorback sucker) is the source of this 957-nucleotide messenger RNA. Its product is annotated as ubiquitin-like modifier-activating enzyme 1. Bases 1 to 957 code for a protein of 318 amino acids. Gene Ontology annotation, molecular function: ubiquitin-like modifier activating enzyme activity. The record is from RefSeq and is a predicted model, not a curated record. The transcript has 8 exons. NCBI's taxonomy places the organism in Eukaryota, Metazoa, Chordata, Actinopteri, Cypriniformes, Catostomidae.
AUGUCCACUGGCUUCCUGCCAGAAGUGCCAACUGUUGUCAGAUCUGAAAUGAAGUGUAGGAUGUUUAUAGAGAGCAGAGUGUGCAGGAAGUUGAGGUGGCAUGUGCAUCAGGCAGAUACUGCAGAGGAAAGUGAUCCAGCAUUUGUGGAGCGCACAGUCACCUGUGGGGACGUAGAGGCUGUGGAAGUGUUGGAGGGCGUCUAUAGGAGUCUGACGCAGGAACGGCCUCAAAACUGGAUGGACUGUGUCAGAUGGGCCCGCAGAGAGUGGGAAAUACUCUACAACAACCACCUUAGGCAACUACCACACUGCUUUCCUCCUAACCAGGUAACAAGCUCUGGUCUUCGAUUCUGGAUGGGUGCAAAGAGAUAUCCACAUCCUUUGACCUUUGACACCAGCAAUACUACACAUAUGGACUUUAUUGUGGCAGCGGCCAAUUUAUACAGGAACCUCUAUGGGAUUGAAGGCUCCAGGAAUCAUGUGGGCAUUCAGAACAUUCUGCUGGGAGUAAAAAUGCCAGAGUUCACUCCUAAAUCUAGUGUAAAGAUUGCAGUGACCGAUCAAGAGCUGAAAGAGGAGACUGAUGAAAGAAGAGUAGAGGACAACGUUAAGCAAGAAUUGCUCCAGGAGAAAUUGUCAAAACUCCAGCCGAGUGAUCAGAACUUCCAAAUGCAUCCACAGGAGUUAGAGAAGGAUGAUGGCAAUUUCCACAUGGACUAUACCGUUGCAGCCUCCAACCUGAGGGCAGAGAAUUAUGAUAUACCAACAGCCAACUGCCACAAUGUUGCAGGACAGCAGUUCUCUCUCUGGGAUGACUAUCUGGUCCAUGGCCGGCGUGAGGGUCAAGAGGAAAUGACCUUGGAGGAGCUGCUGAAACACUUUAAAGCACACAUGCUCUCACCAGCAGAUGUUCGAGAUCAGGAUGAGGACUGUGAGAAGAUCCCGCCCAUCAGGUGA